UUAAGGACAAGUUAAAUUGCCUAUGUCAAGGCGGAACGUGAGUGACUUUCAUGACGCUGCAUUUUGGUGUUAAACAUCGAGUUUCGCAGCUCUUGCCGUCACUGGCAUAUCGAAUGAGUCAUAUUUGAGGAUAUAGUAGCUUGUCACGUAGUGUCAUUUACGGUAAACAUAGCCCGCUUACCGCGCUGUACGACUGUAAAUGAGAUUGUCAGUGGCGAUAAGGCUAGAAUCUAACGGCUAGGCUUUAGUAACGUUGACUCGUCUACCCUCCAGCCCAGGGAACUUGGGAAUAGUUUCUCGACUAGAUGCUAACCGACAGAUAUAAACCCAUAAACUAACUACAGCGGAUCUCAUCUGGAGAACAGAUUGCAUACCCGGGAGACAGGCUUAGAAGGAAACUGAGGAACAUCCGUGAUGUCGGACUCAAAGCAAGAAGGAGCUGGAGAGGGGAAUAAGCUGUGGGGUGGCCGGUUUACCGGAGCAACAGACCCGAUCAUGGAGAAGUUCAACGCCUCUAUCUCCUAUGACAAGAGGAUGUGGAAGGCAGACAUUGAGGGAAGUCAGGCAUACGUGAAGGCGCUGGAGAAGGUGGGCAUUGUGACAGCAGCAGAGAGGGACUCCAUCUUGGAUGGCUUGGAGAAGGUGAAAGAUGAGUGGCAGAAAGAUGUGUUUGAGUUGAAACCAGGGGAUGAAGAUAUCCACACUGCCAACGAGAGAAGGCUCAAGGAGUUGAUCGGUACGGCAGGAGGCAAGCUUCACACCGGUCGGAGCCGGAAUGAUCAGGUGGCGACCGACAUGAGGUUGUGGAUGAGGGACGCCCAGCUCCAGCUCCGCACCUACCUCACCAACUUCAUCAGUGUCAUCCUCAACAGAGCCAAGUUAGAAAUUGACAUCUUACUUCCUGGUUACACUCACUUACAGAGAGCACAGCCAAUCAGAUGGAGCCACUGGUUGCUAAGCUAUGGAUGGAUGUUGCAGCGAGAUCUGAAGAGAUUAGACCAGCUGAGAGAGAGAACAGCAGUAUUGCCUCUUGGCAGUGGGGCGCUGGCUGGGAACCCAUUCGGUGUGGACAGAGACUUCCUUGCUAAAGAACUUGGCCUGGGGGAGGUGACAGGAAACAGUUUGGAUGCGGUCAGCGACCGAGACUUUGUCGUGGAGUUCCUGUUCUGGGCCUCACUGCUCAGCACUCACCUCAGCCGCUGGGCGGAAGACCUCAUCCUCUACUCCACCAAGGAGUUCAACUUCGUCACGCUCUCAGACGCAUACAGCACAGGGAGCAGCCUGAUGCCCCAGAAGAAGAACUCGGACAGUUUGGAACUCAUCCGCGGGAAAUCUGGAAGACUGUUCGGAAAUUGUUCGGGGUUCAUGAUGUCCCUGAAGGGGAUCCCCAGCACCUACAACAAGGACCUGCAGGAAGACAAGGAGGCAAUGUUCGACACCUAUGACACCCUGGCUGGCAUUCUGCAGGUGGCGACAGGUGUCCUGUCUACACUUAAGAUCUACCCGGAUUCCAUGAGUGCAGCACUCAGCUCAGACAUGCUGGCGACGGAUGUGGCGUACUACCUCGUCAGAAAAGGGGUUCCGUUCCGCGAGGCCCACUCCCUGGCCGGAGGCUGCGUGGCACUGGCGGAGAAAAAAGGUUGUGUCAUGGAGAAACUCCUCUUGGACGACCUCAAGACUGUCAGCCCUCUGUUUGAGAGUGAUGUGGCAGAUGUCUGGAACUACGAGAACUCCGUGGACCAGUAUACCGCGUACGGAGGAACCGCCAAGUCAAGUGUAGAGAAACAGAUCUCGAACCUGGAGACCUGGCUCCGUAGCUGCCAACUUUAAACAUACAUUCCUCUGUAAGAGGCUCUCUAGACAUUGUCCAGUGACAGCAGAACAAGUAGAUCUAUGGUGAAGGUUAAGAUGUGCUUUGCCUUGAGUUCUCCACUCCCUGGGAAGAAUACUUUGCCUUGAGUUUUCCACUCCCUGGGAAGUGUACUUUUACCUUUGUGGUCUGUAAGGUCCAGGUCGGGUUGUAACUUUCAAUUUUAGACUCAAAAAGAAAAAGCUUAAAUCAAAGUUUGUGAGAAAAAGGAAAGGGUGAAAGCUUCAUGUACUAAUAUAAGUUAAAUAUUUAUUUUGCACUACACUGCCUAUAUUAUAUUCAUCAGCCCGUCAUCCUUUCUUAUACUUUAGUAUAAUUCCUUCCAUCUCACCUUGUUCCUGUACUAAAUGUCUCCAAAGAAACCUAUUUAUUUCCACAUCACAGGUACAGAAGUAACAGUAAGUCUUGAUAUAAGGAGCAGGUAGCCUAGUGGUUAAUGUGUUUGCUUGUCACUUCGAAGACCCGGGUUUGAUUCCCCACAUGGGUACAGUGUGUGAAGCCAAUUUCUGGUGUCCCUGCCAUGAUUUUGCUGGAAUAUUGCCAAAAGACUCGUAAAACCGUUCUCACUCACUCACUUGAUAUAAGACAAAGAAUUGGAUUGACUAUUCACCAAACACUGGAAGGGCCAACUGGCGAUUCCCUACGCAGAUGGGCUUAUAGCUGAUAUGCAGACCAUGUGACUUGGAAAACUGUAUUUUAUUAUUUCUGUUAUUUUCAUGUCAGUAAAUAAAAUGUGCACCAUCAUGUCAAUCCUACUGAAUUUGAAAAAUUGUUGUCAUUGUUACAAUUUACACCUUGUCAGAAUGACUUGUUAUAAAUUCUGUCUUGAUGUGUUAACUUAGAAAGGUGAACUUCAGUACCUUGGCGCUGUUUUUAUUGUUGGUUUUUGUUAUCUCAACAGACUGAGAGCCAAAAUAUAUUUAUGAGGACCAAAGGGGUAUUUUGUUUACACUUAUUAAGGAGAGAGAUAUUUUUUCAGUAUUUGUGAUCAGUUUGAUGAUUUCAUCAAAUUUAAUUAAUUGUAUAUGCAUAACAUUGAUAUAUGCAUGUGACUGUCUCAUUGAACUGUCUGAUUUGUUUAAUAUAUCAUCAUGUAAAGGUUUGUGCAGUAUAACUUAAACAUGUGAAGGUUGUAACAUCCAUCCUAAACACAGAGGUUGUCAACAAAGAUUUAAAGUUUGUCAUUUAUAUACUCAGGUAAACAAAUAAAGGAACACCACUUCAUGGCAGUAUUCCUUUAUUUAUUUUCAGAUUUCCUCCCACAGUGCUAUUCAAAGCUGGUGAUGAAAAUUGAAAAAUAUUAAAGGAACGCUUGAAUUUUCCUGUGUUCCUUUAUUUGUUUCUCUCAGUAUAGUACAAAACACAUGCUCAAUGUUAACAAGUACACUGACAUAAAAUGUAUAUCCAUUGGCCACAUUCUGCAUCCGUACUUGGGAAAGGGUAGCCUAGAGGUUAAUGUGUCAGACUGUCUUGCUACAGGUCUGAGUUCGCUUCCCUACAUAGUUACCAUCUGUGAAAUGUCCUGUGAUAUUUUUCAACAUUGCUAAGAGUAAAUUGUGCGCAACCUGCUCAAUAAUCAAGGCUAUCAUCAUCAGUUAAUGUUGACUUUGAUAUGUAUGAGGGUUGAUUGGAUUGAUUUAGGGUUUCGUAUUUUAUGGAUAUAAUAAGCUACAUUUGUAGUGCUGGUUAUAUCGUGCAAUAUGCAAAUCAAUAAUCGGAGCUCAGUUAUCGAUAAAAAAUCAGUAAUAAUCCUAAACCCCAUCACAAAAGUUACAAAUGAAACAUACAACUUUAUGGAUGACAACUAUUGUUGACUCACCAACUUCUAGAAUGCCAAUCAAACACAAAAGUUACACAGGGACACAGUCAUAGCAUUAUGCAAACAGGCAUCGAUUAAUAGACAAAAGUGCAUCAGUUGUUUAUGUCUUGAUUAAACAAACAUAGCAAUAAGGAACGGACUGUCUUCAGUUUAGUUUCAUGUUUCAUUUUUUAUGAAUAAUGCUUAGUCUUCCAAGUCCAUCAUGUGGCAUACAUUUUCAUUAUCUAUACUUAAGACUAUUGUGGUUUGUUUUACGUGUACUUAAUAUACUGUGUGGGGUUUCACAGAAGCUAACAUUAACUAGUCACAAGGCAUAUAUUUUACAGAGAUAUAUAAUGUAUACCCAGAUCUUUUGGUUUGUUCAUGUGUUCAAAUUGCUUCCAUUGAUGCUGCUUAAAUCAUGAUAGUGUUUGUUAGUUGAGCACCCAGUGUAUGCUUGUAACAUGUUGAAUAAUUAAAUGCCAGUGAUUUGUUGAA
Molecule: messenger RNA, 4166 nt
Organism: Haliotis rubra (blacklip abalone)
Lineage: Eukaryota; Metazoa; Mollusca; Gastropoda; Lepetellida; Haliotidae
Product: argininosuccinate lyase-like
Cellular component (GO): cytosol
Molecular function (GO): argininosuccinate lyase activity
Source: RefSeq, a predicted model, not a curated record